Drosophila subpulchrella is the source of this 540-nucleotide messenger RNA. RefSeq lists its product as uncharacterized. The transcript has a single exon. Bases 17 to 526 code for a protein of 169 amino acids. NCBI's taxonomy places the organism in Eukaryota, Metazoa, Arthropoda, Insecta, Diptera, Drosophilidae. The record is from RefSeq and is a predicted model, not a curated record.
AUAGCAAACAGAAGAUAUGUGGUUGUCGCUUAUCUUCAUUGCCUGUCUGGCCGGCGCGAGUGGAUCCGUGGGGGCUGAGGGAAAGCUGCCGGUGGAGCAGGCCUUUGUGCCCCGCUACACUCCGGUGGCCGAGAGCAAGCGGCAGGAUUUGGAUCUACCCGCAGAGGUGGGUCUAGAUCAGCAGCAGAGACCUCCUGCAGGCGAUAAGAAGCCCUGGCGACGAGUAGAGUACGGUUACGAUGGAAUUCCUACGGCUGCAUGGGCUGCUCCCUCGCCGCCGGCUGCCAUCCUGUCCAUUCUGAAUCCCCUGCUGGCACCGGGACUGCUCCUCCUGGGUGUGAACCUAGGAGCCUUACUCUACAUGCUGCUGGGACUCCUGGGGCUUGCUCCUCAUCGAAGCGGCAGUACCAGCCGGGUGGCUCUACAUCCAAAUGCCAAUCCCCAAUCCUGGCCAGACGAUCAAAGCUACUACCACCGAGACAGACACAAUCCGGGUGAGGGCAAGGAAACGGCUGUAUAUUUCUAGAUAUAGCGCGUAAC